Colias croceus (clouded yellow) is the source of this 1023-nucleotide messenger RNA. It is a transcript of the gene Elp5, whose product is annotated as elongator complex protein 5. Gene Ontology annotation, biological process: tRNA wobble uridine modification. Gene Ontology annotation, molecular function: tRNA binding. Gene Ontology annotation, cellular component: nucleus; cytosol; elongator holoenzyme complex. Bases 254 to 1003 code for a protein of 249 amino acids. The record is from RefSeq and is a predicted model, not a curated record. Lineage: Eukaryota; Metazoa; Arthropoda; Insecta; Lepidoptera; Pieridae. The transcript has a single exon.
GAGCACUAUUGAGCAUGCUUUUUGGAGUUUUUGGUUUUUGGAUAAUGUCAAAAUAUACAAAAGUACUCUGUGAAUGUAUGUGUGGUACGUAGACAGAGUAGUUUCUCUGUCUACGGUGUGGUAUUUAUUUUUCACAGGAAACAUUAAUGUAAAUAGUACUGAAAUUGCUUAUUUAGAUUUAAUCAUUACGUAAAGCUAUCACUGCUGUAUUUAAGUGUACCUGCAACCUUAAUUAUUACUAUACACAUAAGCAAUGACACUGUUUAAGCUUAAAGCGACGACAACAAUUCUUAUCGAAGAAGACUAUAAUAAAAAUGCUUUACCUCUUCUUCAAAACCUUGUCCAAGAUGAUUACAUGUUGAAUAUUUUCUGUCUUGAACAGCCAGUAGCCUUAUGGCAAGGUAUAUUUAAGGAAAAACGAUGCCAAUUCUUUGAUGAAAUAUGUCGAGAAGCAUUGGAUAAACCAAAAGAAAAAACAACAAUAAUCAUUGAUUCUGUAAAUCAAAUGAGCCUCUUGUUAGGAUGGAACAAUUGUUUAAAGAUUAUCAAAAAUUUUCAGCAUGAUUCGAAUGUUUCAAAGGUUAUAAUAAUAUUACACAAAGAUUGUAUAUUACUAAAUUCAAAAUUGCAAAUACACUUGAAUCACAUAGCCCAUGCAAUAGUUACCUUUGAUGGAAAGAAAAAUGACAAAUUGUACAUACAAAUAAAAAAGGCAGGCAAACUGUUGAGAAGCGAAGAAAUUAUGUCUUAUGAUUCUAGGACUUGUUACUUUAAAUUAUCACCUAUAGUUAAAUUAAGUAAGAAAGAUGAAGUAGAGAAGGUUACACCUGGAAGUCUCACAACAUUUAAGAUAGAGACGGAUCAAAUAUCACAGUUGGAGAAGAAUAAAUUGCAACUACCAUACAUGAGUAAAAUCAAUGAAGGUCAGGGUAGAGUAUUCUAUGAACCAGAUGCAGUGGAUGACUGGGAUGAUGAGGAUCCUGACGAUGAUUUGGAUAUUUAAUAAAUUGUUUAUAAUAUUAA